AUGGAAAGGCUGGAGUUGCAAUCAGUAGACAGGCUGAAUUGGUUAAUUCAUCUACACUUUGUGAGGCGAGAGUAUGACAAGUGCCGAGCCCUCAUUGAGGAACAAUUCAGUGACUCUAAAGGAACAUGUGAAUAUGCCAAUUAUGCCAUGGCACUGAUACUGCGAGAGGAAGGGAAGAUUCAAGAAUCCUUUGAACUGUUUCAAAGCUGUGCAGUUCUCAAUCCUUCAAGUAUCAAAAACUUGAAGCAGGCUGCCAGAUCAUUGUUCCUUCUUGGGAGGCAUAAAGCAGCUAUUGAAAUCUACUCUGAGGCCCAGAAGUAUUCUGAAGGAGAUGCAGAAAUACUCUAUAAUAUGGGUCUCUGCCAUAUGUAUUUGGGAAACAUGGAUGACUCCAAGCACUUUCUUCGUGAGGCUUUGGGUCUUGAGAAGAGAGUGAUCAUAUUUGAAACAUUAGCCAAAAUCUUUACUUUGGAGAAUGAUUAUCAGGGAGCCAUUGACAUCUAUAGAGCAGCUAUUGAGGCAUUCCCAGACUGUGUUGAACUUUAUACUCCACUGGGACUACUUUACCUGAAAUUAGGCCAUACCCAGAGAGCAAUGGAGCAACUUGGAACUGCCCUGAAAUUGGAUCCCCAUCAUACCAAGGCCAUCUUAUCCUCUGGUGCAAUUGUGCAGAAUCAUGGAGACUUGGAAUCUGCUCUGAAGAAGUAUCGUAUAGCAAUACAAAGGAUCCCUGAUUCUGGACCAAUCUGGAACAAUAUUGCCAUGUGCUUCUAUGGGAAGAAGAAAUUUGUUGCUGGCAUCAGCUGCUUGAAACGAGCCCUGUAUUUGACUCCAUUUGACUGGAAAAUACUUUACAAUUUGGGCUUGGUUCAUAUUACUAUGCAACAGUAUGCCUCAGCAUUUCAUUUCUUGUCUGCUGCUGCCAACUUGCGCCAAAAGCCAGCAGUCUUCACUCUCCUAGCCCUUGCCCUUGUGCAUCUUGAUGAUCCUGAGAAUGCAAAAGCUGCAUUUGGAGAAGCCCUCAGAUUGGAAAACGCAGACUCUCAUCGGAUGGAUCCUUAUUUGUCUAUUAACUAUGCCCUCUUCAUGCAGUCCCAUGAGGCAUUUCAGCGAUUCAUUGACCAGCUUUCUAAGCAUCGAAAGAAACAACUUGACCCAGAGAUAGCUGAAGCAGGGAAACUUCUUGCAGAAAAAUUUGGGAUUGCCUUCGAGCUGGAUGAGAAGAAGCGGCAGAAGAAAGAGGACUUGGAAGAUGAACAAGAAAGGGAAGAUGUUUAGCUUUUGUGGAAAGAAAGUGUGAUUCCAUCAAUAAUUGCAAAGGUCCAAUGUUUAGAUGGCACCUUCUAAAUCUUUGACGUUGCCCUUUGACUGGGUACACUUCACUGAUCAGGAUGCUAAGUAAAAUAUGGUGAUUGAAGGCAGUAAUUUCUGUUGCAUCAGUGUGUUGGUGCACAUUAUGGCAGUGGCAUCAGUCUGACAGGUGUGGAUGGUGUCUAAGGUCUCCUUGGAAGGUUGAGAUCUUAAUUUUUUCUUUAUUCUUAUAUGUAAUAUUGGCAUUGCUCUGUGUGGAC
This is a messenger RNA of Darwinula stevensoni, 1571 nucleotides long. Lineage: Eukaryota; Metazoa; Arthropoda; Ostracoda; Podocopida; Darwinulidae. The record is from the annotation of a GenBank genome assembly.